GAGCACCCGGAGGGGUUUAAGGAAGGGCAGGGGAGCGGAGGGGUUUCCGGGGUGGACAGGAUGGCGGCGCCGCAGUGAGCGGGAGCCGGAGCGCCAUGAACUCGGACGGGGCGCCGCCGGGCGGGGCGGCCGCCGGCACCACGGCCGGGAACGUUCCAAAUGCUGCUGCCUCUGCAACAGAGACAUCUGUUUCAAAUGGUGUCUACGUUCCUCAAGGGAUUGCCAAUGGGGAUGUCAAACCUGUUAUAUCAACAACGCCACUGGCAGAUUUUCUUAUGCAACUAGAAGAUUACACACCAACAAUACCAGAUGCUGUGACAGGAUACUAUCUGAAUCGAGCAGGGUUUGAGGCUUCUGAUCCUCGCAUAAUUCGUUUAAUAUCUUUGGCUGCACAAAAGUUCAUCUCGGAUAUUGCGAAUGAUGCCUUGCAGCAUUGUAAGAUGAAAGGAACUGCAUCGGGAAGCUCCAGAAACAAAAGCAAGGAUAAAAAAUACACCCUCACCAUGGAAGAUUUAAUUUCCGCUCUCACUGAAUAUGGCAUAAAUGUGAAGAAACCCCACUACUUUACAUAAAGAUCUGAAAGCGUCUUCUGCAAACUAGUGACUACUUUUUAACAUCUUACAAGUACUGUACAAUGUCAGCUCUGAAUACCUUCUCAGCAAAUGACAGUGGAACAGAAAUAAUGCCACAGAUUUGGAAUGUUACCAAUGUGACAAGUGCUAAAGUGGUUUGAAUCUCCAUCCAACAUUCGUUCAUUGUUUGAAGAGUCGCAUUAUUCUCACUGAUCCGGCAUAUCUUUUUGAAUUUUUAGUUAAACUGAUUAAAAGGAUUUGAAGUAUUUUCUUUGAACUUUAAAAUGAAUUUGCGAGGUAUUAUUUUCCUUUCUACGAAGCUUGUUUUGGGAUCCAUUUGAAAUAGAAUCUAAAUUAAAACUCUGCAUCUAAUGGCCUUUAGGGGAUUGGUCUGUAUAAUAGGUUUUUUUGAAAAUAGCAAGCUAGUUUUGUCAUUCAGUAAAAGAGAGCCAUAUUAUUUUCAGGUUGCAAUAGUGUGUUUUUCAUAAGAUGCAUUUGAAAAGUGUCUACUUGUAAAUGUGUUAUGGUUUUAGAGGGGAAAAAUGUUUUGUGCAGUCAAUUAAGGGGGAAGGAACAAUUUUUUUAUGUGUACUUGGGAAAGGGGGGGAAAUCAAAGCCAUUUCUGCUUUGCUCCAGCUUUGGGGAGUGCACCUCUUGUUCAUUAAACUCAAAGCUUAAGUUUGCUGUAAAUGAGUGGGGGGAAAAGCCUUUAGGAAACUACUGUUUCAGAUACAUUUAUCAGAACGUAGAUGUUUCUGGUUCUAUAUAAAACUCAUCAAUAAAAUAAUUAGCCUCUCUCUAAACUGGAAUUUUUUUUUUUAACUGAAUAUGCUGAUUUUUAAACUUUAUUGAAGUGAGCCCAAUUUAGAUACUGUUUCCUUUACCUUUUUAAGUGUUCCAGUGAUUUGGCUUGAAUUGCCUUAGAUUCUAUUUCUUGCCGUAGAAUGGAUGUAUGUUUCAUGAGCCUUUGAGAACAAGUGGAACAAGGAAUUUCUAUUCCUUUAGAAUCAAGAGCUUAUUACAGUCGAGACGUUUAAUCAAAUGAGUGGUGCAGAAACUGUGGUAGUUUCAAUCUUGCACAAGGAAAGAUUCUGUAAUCUAUAAAUGUCCAUUUCUUACAAUAAAUUUACACUUCAAUAAUUUCAUUAAGAAAUAAUUUUAAGUACAACUGGUCAUGUAUUGGGGAAUAUUCUACUUUUGAUAAGAUUACUGGUUUGAUAAAUUAUGCAGAGGUUAGUAAGUUUUUCAAUUUUUCAUUGAAAAAUUAUAAUAGAGGAGGAGGCCAUUCAGCCAUAGUGCCUGCGAUGGCCAGAAAAAGCUGCCCAGCCUAAUCUCACCUUCCAGCACUUCAUCUGUAGCUCUUGAAGUACAUGUCCGGUACCUGAUUAUCUAAGGUUUACUGUCUAUUUCAAGAAAUGAGUUCCUGACCCUUUCACCCUCUGGUGAAAUCUGAUUUUUCUUUCCUCAUCUCCACUUUGAUCCUUCCAGUUGCUUUAAUUCCUGGCCCUUUAGUUUUUGAGCUCUCUCCAAAUGGAAAUGGGUAACUCCUUUUUAUCCGGGACUCCCAUUAUUUUAUGCACCUCAACUGUUCACGUCUUUGCUUCCUCCAUAUUCCUAAAGAAUAACCCCAACCUAUCCAAUCUUCCCUCCAUAGCUACUAUUUUUCUGUCCUGACAACGUUCUAGUACAUCUCCCCUGAAUCCACUCCAGUGCAAUCACAUCUUGCUUAUAAUGUGAUUAGAACCAACUGCAGUACUUGCUGUGUUCUGACUGGUUCUAGAAUAACCUCCCUACUCUAAUAUUCUAUACUCCAUAAAGGAAAGAAUCUCGUGCAUCUUCAGUAUUGACCAGUCUUCUAAGGAUCUGUGGGUGUACACUGCACCUCUCCCUAUCAAAGUUAAGUUUAUUGUCAUAUGCACAGGUGCAAUGAAAAACUUGCUUCACAGGCACAGAGCAUCAUAUAAGCAGCAUUCACAAGAAAACAUAAAUUAUACACUUCUUACAAGAAAGAACACAAUUAGAACAAAAAGAAACAAUGUCCAUUUUGGUGCAAAGUUGCUACACUGCAGUGAUAGGGUUGUGCCGGUUGGUUCAAGAACCGAAUGGUUGAAGGGAAAUAGCUGUUCCUGAACCUGGUGGUUUGGGACUUCAGGCUUCUGUACCUCCUGCCCGAUGGGAGCUGCGAGAAGAUGGCAUGUCCUGGAUGGUGGGGAUCUUUGAUGAUGGAUGUUGCCUUGUUGAGGCAGUGCCUCCUGUAGAUACUAUUAUAAUCAACUGAAGUGAUUUUUCACAUACUGAACUGAAAAUGUAAAGAUACAUUCAAGAAACCUGUUAGGGAGCCCUUGGAACUUCGUUACACUUCUGCAUGAACAUUGGUACCCCUGAAAUGAGUUGCUCAGAUGUAGAUGUAUUUAUGUGGGCUGGAUGGUGGGGAUCUUUGAUGAUGGAUGUUGCCUUCUUGAGGCAGCACCUCCUGUAGAUACUACCAACAUAUCCUCUACUAUGUAUUCCCUUAACUUUUUGCACCUCUCCAAAUGCAUUACAUUGUAGAGAGACCUUGUAGAUAUUAAUACAGUGAUACUAUGUUGAUGAUGGUGGUGACAAGGGUGCACAUCCUUUGAGUCCAAAGCACCUUCUAAAUUUGUAAAAAUAAGUACUGAAUCACUUGGUGAUUUAGGCUCUUGGAAUCGUAUAACUAACAGCUCCAGCCAAGUGCUUGGGGCUGUCAAGUCUGCCAGAAGGUUGGGAGCUGUUAAUAACUAGUGAGCAGAAUUUUGGAGGCUUUUGGUGCUUAAAAAAUUUGAGGCUCUUUGUGUAAGUACACCUUGUGGAUAUCCUGUUUAAAUUUUAUUGAAAUUACCACUGUUUCAUUUUCACUUUUGGGUUCCACCAACCAUGAGAGUUUGUUUCAUCCUUGAUCUCAUUGUUUGCCUUUUUGCAUGAAAUAUUUGAGAAUCCAAUUGCUUGUUUUAAUCAAAUGUUUUUAUGAAAAACCUAUUGUUG
Messenger RNA from Pristis pectinata (smalltooth sawfish), 3575 nucleotides. RefSeq names its product TAF10 RNA polymerase II, TATA box binding protein (TBP)-associated factor (gene taf10). Gene Ontology annotation, molecular function: RNA polymerase II general transcription initiation factor activity; promoter-specific chromatin binding. Lineage: Eukaryota; Metazoa; Chordata; Chondrichthyes; Rhinopristiformes; Pristidae. Gene Ontology annotation, cellular component: transcription factor TFIID complex; SAGA complex; nucleus. The record is from RefSeq and is a predicted model, not a curated record. Gene Ontology annotation, biological process: transcription initiation at RNA polymerase II promoter.